Capsicum annuum is the source of this 4939-nucleotide messenger RNA. RefSeq lists its product as uncharacterized. The record is from RefSeq and is a predicted model, not a curated record. Lineage: Eukaryota; Viridiplantae; Streptophyta; Magnoliopsida; Solanales; Solanaceae.
UCACCUUAAGGUGUUUGGUUGCUUGUGUUUUGCUAGUGUAUUACCUAGAGGUAACAAAUUUGAGGCUAGAGCAAGGAAGGCUGUGUUGCUAGGAUUUUCUGAGAUGUUACUUUUCAAGAAGAAGUGUUUCCCUUUAAAGUUUUGCAAUCAACUGAGGAUGCUUCUCUAUUACUGGCUCCAUUUUUGGACCUUUCACAUUUGCAAGACCAUGCUUUGCCUAUUCAGCAGCCAAUGCUGCAACCCUCAGACACACAUUCUAUAGGACCUGUUGCACCUUCACUUCAUGAUGGUGCCUUAGAGCCUGAUUCUCUUGCUGAAGAAGAACCUCAUGGGAAUGAUUCACAUGAGGAACAUGUAGAAACUAAUGUUCCAUUUGCUGAGGGACCUUCAGUACUUCCAUAUGAUGAGGCAAUUAAAGUGCCACCAAUACAUGCAAAUCCUGUUGAGAUUCAACAGACCACUGGGGGUGUUAAAAAAACACAUAGAACUAGCAAACCUCCUAUAUGGAUCAAGGAUUAUGUUGUGCCUAAAAAACCUAGUCCUCAUUCCAUUACUAAUCAUGUCUGUUAUGAUAAUAUUACUACAGGUUAUAAAGCUUAUUUGCAAGCUUUCUCAGUUACUAUGGAACCCACCUCAUUUCAUGAAGCCUCUCAAGACAAACUUUAGAUUGAUGCUAUGUAGCAGGAGAUACAAGUUUUAGAAGACAACAACACAUGGACUAUAGUAGAUUUGCCUCUAGGAGAGAAGGUAAUUGGCUCAAGAUGGGUAUACAAAAUUAAGUACAAAGCUAACGGUGGGGUGGAUAGAUAUAAAGCUAGACUGGUUGCAAAAGAUUACACUCAAAGAGAAGGUCUUAAUUACCAUGAGACCUUCUCCCCAGUUGCAAAGAUGGUUACUAUCAGAACAGUCCUCAGCCUAGCAGCCUCUAAUGGAUGGGAUCUUUAUCAAAUGGAUGUAAAUAAUUUUUGCAAGGAGAUUUGCAUGAAGACAUUUACAUGGAUCUCCCUCUUGGUUUUCAACAAGCUGGAACAUCAAACUCUAAGGUUUGCAAACUUAGAAAGUGUUUGUAUGGGUUAAAGCAAGCAUCCAGACAAUGGAAUAUCAAGCUUACUGAGGCUCUUCUGGAAGCUGGUUAUUCUCAAAGUGCCCAUGAUCACUCAUUGUUUAUCAAGAAAGAAGGGGCUGAUUCGGCAGCCAUCUUAGUUUAUGUAGAUGAUCUGUUGAUCACUGGAAAUUCUUCUCAGCUGAUUCAAGAAGCUAAAACUACACUGCAUGCUAACUUCAAGAUGAAAGAUUUGGGAAGUCUAAAAUAUUUCUUUGGAAUUGAAGUUCUAAAGUCCAAAGAUGGAAUCUUGCUAAAUCAGAGGAAGUACAUCCAGCAACUUAUUUCAGAGGCUGGUCUUAGUGGAGCUAAAGUUGUACGCACUCCAUUACAAUUUAACCACAAGUUGACUAGUGUGGAGUUUGAUCAACAUCUUGGCACUACCAAUGAUCCGGAGCUAGAAGAUAUUACUGCCUAUCAGAGAUUGAUUGGUAAGUUGUUAUAUCUGACCAUUACCAGACAUCAUAUAUGUUUCAGUAUACAAGUUUUAAGUCAAUUCAUGCAACAUCCUAAGGUAUCACACUGGGAGGCAGCACUUAGGAUAGUCAGAUAUAUCAAAAACUCACCAGGUCUUGGUGUCUUACUCAAGAGAGGAACAGGUCCUACAACACUUACAAGUUAUUGUGAUUUCGACUGGGCUUCAUGUCCCAACACAAGGAGGUCGGUCACUGGUUAUACGGUAAAACUUGGAGACUCCUUGAUAUCUUGGAAAUCAAAGAAGCAACAAACCAUUAGUAGAAGUUCUGCCGAAGCAAAAUAUAGAAGUUUGGCAGCCCUUUUUGCAGAAUUGGUAUGGCUAGCUGGGUUACUUAAGGAGCUGCAUGUUCCAAUCACUUAUCCUAUCUCUGUCUUUACUGAUAGCAAGUCAGUCAUUCAAAUUGCUGAGAAUCCUAUAUUUCAUGAGCGAACUAAGCAUAUUGAGAUUGAUUGUCACUUCAUCAGAGAGAAAGUGAAAUCCAAUUUCAUCAGCCCUCAAUAUCUUUGCACUGCUUUGCAACUAGCAGACAUUCUUACUAAAGGUCUUGGUGCCCACUAACAUUAUCUCCUUUUGACCAAACUUGGUGUGUUAGACAUCUUCCACCCUGCAGUUUGAGAGGGUGUAUUGAGUUGCUACUGUUAAGCUGUACAAUUAGCUUGCAACUAGCAGGUUGUUAGAGUUUGUUAGAGUUUGUUAGAGAGGUCAUGUGCCAAUCAUGUGUAGCAGUUGAGAUGGGUUAAGUCGGUGUUACACUUCUAUAUAUAGAAGAGAUAAGAGCUACACUAGUUUAAUUUUCAAAUUAAGAGAGAAGAUACAGUAUAGGAGUAUAGGAAUAUGUAAACUCAUGAGUUUCUUAAUGGAGUUUUAGCUUCUGCUUCUUUUCAAUUCAGUGAUUGUGUAGAAGUUAUCAUCACUUGUUUAAAGUUGAUAAUUUUUUUAGAAUACUAGAUAGUGGAGCAUCUGAUCGUAUGACCUUUGAUAGAAGUUUCGUCACUAAUUUCUAUCCUUUAGCUAAACCUAUUGUUGUCACUCUCCGUAAGUACAAGUUACUCACUCAAGAUCAAUUUUUUUAAUAUAUUUAUUCUUCAUAAUGUUCUCGAUAUCCCUUCCUUCCAGUUAAAUCUUCUUUAUAUCUGCAAACUCUAUAAAUAUCUUAAAAUAUGUGUUAUUCACACCUGAUGCUUGUUUCUUAUUGCAGGGCCUUUCACUGAAGAGCCCUCGGGUGAUUGGUAAAGAACAAGAAGGCCUAUACAUCUACGAAACAAGUUAGUCAGAUGUUUUCAGAAAGAUUCUUAUCUAAUUUUAGUUCUGAGUUUACAUAUUAUACAAAUACAACAGCUAAUGUAUCUACUUUUUGUUCUAGUUAUUUUGAUGUCAAUGUAAAAGAAAAACUAUGACACUAUAAAAAAGAAAAACUAUGACACUAUAUCUUAGGCCAUAUGUCAUUAAGUAAUGUGAAGAAGAUUAUUCUUGUUUCUAUGUCUAGUUCUAAGUUCUCCUCUCCUUGUAUGAUUUGUCUCAUGUCAAGGCAAUCCAAGUUAUCUUUUCCUACAAGUGCAAUCUCUACUAAAGCAGUUUUUGAUUUAAUCCUUGUGGAUACUUGGGGACCUUAUAAGGUUGCUACUCAUGAUGGUUUUAAAUAUUUUCUUACAUUUGUUGAUAAUUUUAGUAGAGUCACUUGGCCACACCUAUUAAGAACAAAAUCAAAUGCCUUUAUUAUUUUAUAAUCUUUUAUUUUAAUGGUAGGAAUGCAAGUCAAAUCUAAAAUUAAAGUCAUCGGGACAGAUAAUGCUUUUGAAUUAGACAGUGAAAAUUUUCAAAAAAAAUUUCUUCCUAGAUGAAUUAUCCAUCAAAUUACUUGUAUUUUCAUGCCACAACAAAAUAGAGUAGUCGAAAAAAACACAAGCAUUUAGUAGAAAUAUUUAGAGCUUUAUUAUAUCAACCACACCUUUCUAUCACUUAUUGGAGGGAAUGUUUGUUAACAACUAUCCAUCUUAUCAACAGAUUUUCAUUCACUGCACUCAAAUAGAAAAUCUCUUAGUGAAAUUUUAUUUCAUACUAAACCGGCAUAUUCUCACCUAAAAAAUUUUGAAUGUUUAUGUUUUGUUUUCACUUUCCCUACUCACUGGAUCAAGUUUGAUCCUAAGGUUUUAUCAUGUGUAUUUCUGAGAUAUUCCUUUGAUAAAAAAGGAUACAAAGUUUUAAAUUUGCAAACUAAGAAAAUUUCAAUUUCAAGAAAUACAUUUCAUGAAGAAUACUUCACUUAUUCCUUACAGUCUAUUCCUCUACUGUUUCCACCUCCUACUACAACAAAUAAUGAUUUCAUUUUAAAUUCUUUAUCUAUACAGACUGAACAUACUCGUUUUACUUCUAUUACUGAUGCUUCAGAGAUUUUAUCUACUCCUACUCCAUCUUCUUUUCCUACUGCUCCUAACUCUAAUGAGUUAACUCAUUCCAAUUCUGAGACAGAACCUGUCCUUCAAACUGUUCUUAGGUAGUUUUCUACACAUCAUAAGAGACCUAGCUAUCUAGAUGACUACAUCAAUAAUGUCCUUCACUUAAUUGAUGUUUCUUCUUCUUGUUUUCUCAGUCCAACACACCAAAUUUCUUAUCUUUUAAUGUCCUUUUAACAAUCAGGAUUUGCUUUACUCUAUUUCUAGUAUGCAAGAACCUGUUAGGUAUAAUCAAACAACACUUCAUCCUAGUUUGCAGGAAGACAUAGAUAAAGAACUGAAAGCUUUAAAGUUGAGAAACACAUGGGAUGAUGUCAUUUGCCCCAUAGAAAAAAAUAUUUAUUAUCAAAAUGGGUGUAUAAAGUGAAGCAACAUUAUAAUGAUAGUAUUGGGAGAUUUUAAAAGUAAGAUUACUCAUUAGAGAUGAUAUUCAAAUAAAGGAAGCUGAUUAUAAUGAAAAAUUUUCUCCAGUGAUUAAAAUGACUACUAUCGAAUGUAUUUUAGUUGUUGCUCUUACAAAACAUGGGAUAUUUUUCAAUUGGAUGAUCAUCUCUCAGAGAAAAUUUACUUUAGAUAUUCUAUAAGAAUUCAAUUCCCUACGUUUAUUACUGAUAUCAACUCCAUUGGAUCCCACCGUAAAACUGUUAGCAGGUAAAGGAGAUCCAAUGAAGGACCUUACUUUAUAUCAUCAUUUAUUGGGGAGAUAGAAUUACCUGACUCAUACGAGACCGAAUAUCUCAUUCACAAUUCAACAUCUAAGCCAAUAUAUGCAGGACCCUCGCUAACCUCAUAUGGUUAUUACCUUAUGAGUUUUUCGCUAUUUUCUCAAGGAUCCAGUGCUUGGACUCUUUAUGCAGCUUAUCAUUCCUUCGAAUUACUUGCGUUUCAUGAUUCAGACUUGAGUAC